AUGGAGCGUGUUACAACGAGCGCAGUAGAGCAAAAUGACACGGGGACGGAGAUUAGUCCCACCACUGUGAUACUGGGGACAGAUGAAAACAUUUCGGUUCUACCUGGCACAGUGACAGGGGACGGGGAUGAUGAUGACGAAGGAGGAGAUGAGAAUAAAGCGAGGGGAAACUGGUCCAAUAAAAUGGACUUCAUUCUCUCAAUGGUUGGAUAUGCUGUUGGUUUGGGAAACGUCUGGAGAUUCCCAUACCUAGCCUUCCAAAAUGGAGGAGGUGCUUUCUUGAUUCCUUAUCUAAUCAUGUUGGGUCUUGCUGGAAUCCCCAUAUUCCUAUUGGAGGUGUCCUUGGGGCAGUUUGCAAGCCAAGGACCCGUGUCCGUAUGGAAAGCAAUCCCUGCUCUUCAAGGUUGCGGGAUUGCCAUGUUGAUAAUAUCAGUCUUGAUAGCCAUAUACUAUAACAUAAUAAUGUGCUGGACAUUGUACUACCUGUUCGCUUCGUUGAAGGGCUCACUCCCCUGGGCGAACUGCAAGAACAAAUGGAACACUCAACACUGCAAGGACAAAGACAUGCUUCUUCUUGAUUCAUGCAUUCUGCGGGAUGGGAACGCCACCUCUAUAAGGAAUACUACACAAUGUUUGUCUGCUGAUGUCAUUGGGAAUCUGAGCAAACUCACUAACAUCACAUCUGAGAUCAACAAAACCUAUGUCAGCCCAAGUGAAGAGUACUUUAAAUAUAAUGUACUGAACAUCUCCAGAGGAAUAGAAUACCCAGGGGAAAUCCGCUGGCCUCUGGCCCUCUGUCUUCUCUUGGCAUGGGUUAUUGUCUACGCCUCACUGGCUAAAGGAAUCAAAUCAUCUGGGAAGGUGGUGUAUUUCACCGCUACGUUCCCCUACGUGGUGCUGGUGAUUCUGCUGGUCAGAGGAGUUACUCUGCCUGGAGCUGGGGAUGGCAUCCUCUACUUCAUCACUCCCAAGUGGGAGAAACUCUACGAUGCCAAGGUGUGGAAGGAUGCUGCAACCCAGAUCUUCUUCUCCUUGUCAGCAGCCUGGGGUGGACUCAUCACGCUGUCCUCCUACAACAAGUUCCAUAACAACUGCUACAGGGACACCAUCAUUGUGGCCUGCACCAACAGUGCCACCAGCAUCUUUGCAGGGUUUGUCAUCUUCUCUGUCAUCGGGUUUAUGGCUCAUGAGCUGAAAGUGCCCAUCGAACAGGUGGCUGAUGGGGGUCCUGGCAUAGCCUUCGUAGUGUAUCCAGAGGCCCUCACCAGACUUCCUCUCUCUCCUUUCUGGGCCAUCAUCUUCUUCCUCAUGCUACUCACCCUGGGACUGGAUACCAUGUUUGCCACCAUUGAGACCAUAGUGACGUCUGUGUCAGAUGAGUUCCCCAGAUAUCUGAGGAAGUACAAGGCCCUCUUCACCCUGGGGUGCUGCACCUCUUUCUACUUCCUGGGGUACCCCAUGAUCACAGAGAAUGGAAUGUAUAUGCUUCAGCUGAUGGACAUAUAUGCGGCCUCAUACUCUCUGAUCAUCAUCGCCAUCUUUGAACUUGUGGGAGUAUCAUACAUUUAUGGUCUGAAGAGGUUCUGUGAAGACAUUGAAAUGAUGAUCGGGUUCCAGCCAAACAUGUUCUGGAGGGUCUGCUGGGCCUUUGUGACCCCCACCAUUCUCACAUUUAUCCUGGGUCUGAGUCUGUACCACUGGAAGGUGAUGACCUAUGAGACCUACACCUACCCCACCUGGUCCAUGGUGAUGGGCUGGCUCAUGGUGGUGUGUUCUGUUAUCUGGAUCCCCAUCAUGUUUGUCAUCAAGAUGCACCUGGCCCCCGGCACCUUCAUCCAGCGUCUGAAGCUAGUGUGCUCCCCUCAGCCAGACUGGGGUCCCUUCCUGAUGAAGCACAGAGGAGAACGCUACAAGAACAUGAUCGACCCGCUAGGAACCAACUCCCUGGGGCUCAAACUCCCUCCUAAAGGCCUGGGCCAGACCCAGUGCUAA
Molecule: messenger RNA, 1992 nt
Organism: Oncorhynchus masou masou (cherry salmon)
Lineage: Eukaryota; Metazoa; Chordata; Actinopteri; Salmoniformes; Salmonidae
Product: sodium- and chloride-dependent glycine transporter 2-like
Exons: 15
Coding region: 1-1992 (663 amino acids)
Biological process (GO): sodium ion transmembrane transport; synaptic transmission, glycinergic; glycine import across plasma membrane
Cellular component (GO): plasma membrane
Molecular function (GO): glycine:sodium symporter activity
Source: RefSeq, a predicted model, not a curated record